This is a messenger RNA of Dictyostelium discoideum AX4, 2007 nucleotides long. RefSeq lists its product as hypothetical. Bases 1 to 2007 code for a protein of 668 amino acids. The transcript has a single exon. Lineage: Eukaryota; Evosea; Eumycetozoa; Dictyosteliales; Dictyosteliaceae. The record is from RefSeq and is a predicted model, not a curated record.
AUGGAUAAUGGUAAAAUAUUAGUUUUAAAUUCAUUACCAAAUUAUUUACAAAAAAGGAUAAUUCAAUUAUUAUGUGAACAUAUAGAUUUUAAUAAUAAACAAUUAGUUGUCAAUUGUAAUUUUCCCAAGAUAUUAGAAUAUAGAGAGAAUGAAUCAUUAAUAAAGAGAUUAAUAAUUAAUAUAUCAUUAGUUUCUCAUCAAUGGUUUCAAAUUAUUUCAAACUAUUUAAAUGUAUCUGUUGAUUUCAACUUUAAUUCUAUCAAUAAUAGUUAUUAUUCAAUUAUUAAAGCAACCAAUGUAAAAAUACUAAAAAUUCACUAUAAUCAUCAAAAUAAUUAUUUUUAUAAAUUUAUAAAAGGAAAUGAAUUUAAAUUAACAAUUAAUGAAAUUAAUGAAAAAAUAAAACAAUUACCAAAUUUAAAACAAUUAUUAAUUAGAAAUAUUAAUAUUAGUAAAGUUAUAAAUGAUAUUGAUGGUACUAUUGAUACUAGUAAUAAUAGCAGCUAUAGUAAUAUUAAUAUAGAAGGAAAUUUCAAAAUUGAAACAAACAAUAAUAAUAAUAAUAAUAAUAAUAAUAAUAAUAAUAAUAAUAAUAAUAAUAAUAAUAAUAAUAAUAAUAAUAAUAAUAAUAAUAAUAAUAAUAAUAAUAAUAAUAAUAAUAAUAAUGGUGAUGGUGAUGGUGAUGGUGAUGGUAAUAGUGAUACAACUACAAAUUCAAUUACAAAUAUAAAUAAUUUUAAUAACAAUUCCGAUAAUUACCACUAUAAUAAUAGAAUAAUUAAUAAUGAUAAUUUAAAUUUUUUAAAAGAUAUUGAAUUUAAAGGUAAUAUUGAAUUAUUAGAAGUUGAAAUUAAUAAAUCAAAUUCAAUGGAAAGAUUAAUGGAAUUAAAAUCAAAGAUUUCAAAAGUUUUCUCAUUAAAUGUUGUAAAUACUUUAUCAAAAGAAUUAUUAUUUGAAACUUUUAAAAAUUGGUUACCAUCAAUUCGUCAAUUAUUAAUUGUUGCUCAUGAAUCACCAAUGAGUGUAUUCCCAUGGUAUAGUUUAUCAAAUAAUGGUUAUUUUAAAAAUAUUUCAUAUUUUGAUAUCUAUGGUAUAGAAUUACGGUUAUCAAAUAUUUCAACAAUUAUAAAAUCUUCACCAAAUAUAAAAUUAUUAUCAUUUAGUAUAUGUUUUGAUAAACUUUUAUAUUAUAUUGUAAAAUUAAAUGAAACUCAACAAAAACAACAACAACAACAACAACAACAACAAUUACCAUUUCUUCAAGAUAAAAUGAUAGAUGAUGAUAAUAUUAUUAUUGAAAAAUGUACUUGUAAUUGUUUAUUAUUUUAUAAAUCAAAUAUAAAUUAUAAGAAAAGUUUAAAUUGUACAUCGGGUGGUAUUGAUAUUGAUGAUGAAAAACAACAAAGUUAUAAUUUAAAUUUUGUUGAUCAUCAAGAAGAGGAAAAAGAAAUCCAAGAUGAUUUAAAUAGAGAAAUUAAUAAGUUUUCAAAUGAUUGGAAAGUUUUAUGUGAACUUUUAAAGAAUUCUUCUAUUGAAUGUUUACAUUUACAUCAAGAUUGUAUGGAUGGUUUAGAGAUUAUGCAAUUCAAUCAAUUAAAUCGCAGUAGUACUACUACUAAACCAAAUUCAAUUAUUUAUCCAGACUGUUUCAUUCAAGAAUUGGGUGGUUCAUUAAUUUCACCAAUAAAUACUUUAAAAAAGAUUUCAAUUAUGGGUUUAAAUACACCACAAUUAUUUAAAUAUAUUGUGGAUCAUAAUAAAACUAUUCAAAAUUAUAUUUACACUGAAUCAAUUUUAGAUUUAGGUUAUUAUAAUCAUCAAGAUUAUACAUCAAUUUUUGAAUCAAUAAUAAAUGAAAAUCAACAAAUUACUGAAUUAAAAUAUUCAAAAGCUGUAUUCUCUUUAGAAAAUGAAAUUAAUAUGAUCGAUUAUGAAGAUUAUGAUGCCGAUGAUGAUGCCGAUGAACUUCCAUACAAAGAUCAGGUAAUUUUACAUUAUAAAUUAUAA